UUCUUCUUCUCAUCUCUCUGUUUCUAAUUUCAGAGGAAGGAGGAGAAGAGAAAAGCUAAAGACUUUUCCAAUGCGAUGAAGCUUCUAUACAAUCAUCGCAUGUUCUCACUUUCACCAAUCUGAUUUCUGGGUUCGUCUCAUAUAGUUUUCUUAAUUUGUUUUCCUUUUUUAAUCUGAUCGCAGAGAAAAAGUUAAAUUUUUAUUUUGGUCAACCACCAAAGACUAAAACUUUUUUUGGGUAAUGGGUUUCUAAAAGGUGAAGAGAGAAUUUUGAGGGGUUUAUACAUUAGUUUGAUGAUAUGGCGACAUUAUCAGAUAUUGGAUUAGCAGCAGCGAUCAACAUUCUAAGUGCAUUGAUAUUUCUUUUGCUAUUUGCGAUCUUGAGGAUCCAACCAUUCAAUGAUAGGGUUUAUUUCCCUAAAUGGUACUUGAAAGGUGUUCGAAGCAACCCGCUGACUUCGGGUGCUUUCGUGAGCAAGGUCGUGAAUUUGGACUUUCGAUCUUAUAUACGGUUUUUGAAUUGGAUGCCUGCCGCUUUGAAGAUGCCAGAGCCUGAACUUAUUGAUCAUGCUGGUUUGGAUUCUGCUGUCUAUUUGAGGAUUUACAUGAUCGGGCUAAAGAUCUUUGUCCCGAUCGCAUUACUUUCAUGGUCAGUUUUGGUACCUGUCAAUUGGACAAGUGAUGGAUUGCAGCUAGCAAAACUUCGUAAUGUGACAUCGAGUAAUAUCGAUAAGCUUUCGAUUUCAAAUGUUGAACGUGGAUCAGACAGGUUUUGGGCGCAUCUUGUGAUGGCUUAUGCAUUCACAUUCUGGACUUGCUAUGUUCUAAUGAGGGAAUACGAGAAAAUAGCUGCAAUGCGGUUAUCAUUUCUUCAAUCCGAGAAGCGGCGUGCUGAUCAGUUCACCGUGCUGGUUAGAAACGUACCACCAGACUCAGACGAGUCAAUUAGCGAAAACGUUCAGCAUUUCUUUCUGGUUAACCACCCGGACCAUUAUCUUACACAUCAGGUGGUGUACAAUGCAAAUGAAUUGGCUAAAUUGGUAGCGGACAAGCAAAAAAUGCAGAAUUGGUUUGAUUAUUACCAAUUGAAGUAUACAAGAAACAAGGAACAAAGACCAAGAUUAAAGUUGGGAUUUCUCGGGCUAUGGGGAAAGAAAGUAGAUGCAAUGGAUCAUUACACAGCUGAGAUCGAUAAAUUAACCGAGCAAAUAAUGGAGGAAAGGAAGAGAGUAAAGAAAGAUGACAAGAAUGUAAUGCCAGCAGCUUUUGUAUCAUUUAAAACACGUUGGGGUGCUGCGGUCUGCGCGCAGACACAACAGACGAAGAAUCCAACAGAAUGGUUAACCGAAUGGGCUCCUGAGGCAAGAGAAAUCUUCUGGCCAAAUCUUGCGAUGCCUUACGUAUCUCUCACCAUAAGGAGAUUUAUAAUGCACAUUGCGUUUUUCUUCCUCACCUUCUUCUUCAUCAUUCCAAUCGCCUUUGUGCAAUCCUUAGCGAGUAUUGAAGGUAUCCAGAAAUCAGCUUCAUUCCUCAAUCCCAUCAUUGAAAACAAGUUUAUGAAAUCGUUGAUCCAAGGUUUUCUUCCCGGUAUUGUCUUGAAGCUCUUCUUGAUAUUCCUGCCAACAAUUCUAAUGAUCAUGUCGAAAUUCGAAGGGUUUAUUUCGAUAUCAUCGUUAGAGAGAAGAGCGGCUUUUCGAUAUUAUAUAUUCAACCUAGUGAAUGUUUUCCUCGGUAGCAUAAUCACUGGAUCUGCAUUUGAACAACUUGAUUCUUUUCUUAAACAAUCCGCAAACGACAUCCCCCGGACAGUUGGAGUAGCGAUACCGAUAAAAGCAACAUUCUUUAUAACGUAUAUCAUGGUGGACGGUUGGGCGGGUGUGGCUGGAGAGAUUCUUAGGCUGAAACCACUCGUCAUCUUCCAUUUAAAGAACUUCUUCUUGGUGAAAACUGAAAAGGAUAGAGAAGAAGCUAUGGAUCCGGGACAAAUCGAUUUCUACGCUACCGAGCCUCGGAUUCAGCUCUACUUUCUCCUUGGCCUUGUAUAUGCUCCUGUCACGCCUGUUCUACUUCCUUUCAUCAUCUUCUUCUUUGGUUUUGCCUACCUCAUCUUUCGUCAUCAGAUUAUAAAUGUGUACAAUCAGGAGUAUGAGAGCGCGGCUGCGUUCUGGCCUGACGUUCAUGGACGUAUAAUAACAGCAUUGAUCAUUUCACAAAUCCUUUUGUUGGGUUUAAUGAGCACCAAAGGAAAGGUUCAGUCCACACCUUUCCUCCUUGUUCUAUCGAUACUCACUUUCGGUUUUCAUCGGAUUUGCAAAGGCCGGUACGAAUCCGCAUUUGUCAUUAAUCCUUUGCAGGAAGCUAUGAUUAAGGAUACAUUGGAACGAGCAAGAGAACCAAACUUGAAUCUUAAAGGGUUUCUUCAAAAUGCAUAUAUUCAUCCGGUUUUCAAAGACGAGGAAUAUGAAGAAGAUGACCAGUUUGAGAGAUUAACCGAGGAUUCAGAUGAUGAAGAUUGUGUUGUUGUACCGACCAAACGUCAAAAACCCCGGAGAACUAGUGGUGGUUCGUCGCAAUCACUGCCUUUUAAUCGAUUUGAUACGGAUAAGGCUAAACCGAAGCCUUGAUGAUUAAAAAAAUUUGCUAAACCGGAUUGUUUUUUGUUUACGGUAUAGAAGAAACAGAACCAAUACGUUUUUGUAUAUUU
Molecule: messenger RNA, 2704 nt
Organism: Capsella rubella
Lineage: Eukaryota; Viridiplantae; Streptophyta; Magnoliopsida; Brassicales; Brassicaceae
Product: CSC1-like protein At1g62320
Exons: 11
Coding region: 300-2624 (774 amino acids)
Cellular component (GO): plasma membrane
Molecular function (GO): calcium-activated cation channel activity
Source: RefSeq, a predicted model, not a curated record